AUGAAGCUCUCCGCCGUCCUUGCCAUCCUCCUCCCCCUGACGCUCGCCACGCCGACACCGACUGUCGAGAAGCGCGCAACGACCUUCUGCGGCCAGUGGGACUCGGCCGUCGCCGGCACCUAUACCGUCUACAAUAAUCUCUGGGGCAUGAGCGCCGGCACCGGAAGCCAGUGCACGACCCUCACGGGCCUCUCCGGCAGCAACCUACAGUGGUCCACCACCUGGUCCUGGUCCGGCGGCCAGUACAACGUCAAGUCGUACGCCAACGCCGUCGUCAAUAUCAGCAAGAAGGCCCUGAGCACCAUCAGCAGCAUCCCCUCGACCUGGACCUGGAGCUAUUCCGGAACCGGCAUCGUAGCCAACGUAGCCUACGACCUCUUCACCUCCUCCACGGCCACCGGCUCCGCCCAGUACGAAAUCAUGAUCUGGCUCGGCGCCCUCGGCGGCGCCGGCCCCAUCAGCGCCACCGGCAGCACCAUUGCCACCCCGACCGUCGCCGGCCGCACCUGGAACCUCUACAAGGGCGUCAACGGCCAGAUGACCGUCUUCAGCUUCGUCGCCCCCAGCGACGUCCAGAGCUUCAGCGGCGACCUCAAGGCCUUUACGACCUACCUCGUCAACAGCCAGGGCCUCCCUUCCUCCCAGAUUCUCCAGAGCAUCGGCGCCGGCACCGAGCCUUUUGUCGGCUCGGAUGCAAAGUUCACCACCACUGCUUACACUGCCUCUCUUUCCUGA
Colletotrichum orchidophilum is the source of this 735-nucleotide messenger RNA. RefSeq names its product glycosyl hydrolase family 12. NCBI's taxonomy places the organism in Eukaryota, Fungi, Ascomycota, Sordariomycetes, Glomerellales, Glomerellaceae. Gene Ontology annotation, biological process: polysaccharide catabolic process. The transcript is spliced from 2 exons. The record is from RefSeq and is a predicted model, not a curated record. Gene Ontology annotation, molecular function: cellulase activity. The coding region runs from base 1 to 735 and encodes 244 amino acids.